AUGGCGGAGAACGAUCUUGCUGCGUUCAGGGAACGUUGGAAACGAGAGCUAAGUAGUAAUUUAACAGGAGUCGCUUCCUCCUCCCGGGAUGUUCCUGAUCAGUCAGGCCGGAGAGACUUGAAAAAUACAGACGAGCCUUUAAAGCCAGAGAGAGGUGAGACGGGUGUUGGAGGGAAAGCGGACUCGGAGACAGAGGAUCAGCCUGAGUAUGUGUCCAUCGCACGCAGUCUGCUGGAUGGGAGGACCAGUCCCCUGCUGGAUAGGAUUGAGGAGGAGAGAACCAAGAGGAAGAGGCUGUAUCAGAACAUGACCAAUGCCUGCAGCGCAUCCCUGCAGCAGCAGAGGAAGGUGAAGAAAGUGAAGGAGGAGGAGCUGGUGGAUCAACUCAUUCAGGAUCUGAAUGAAGUCAACGACAUUCCCUUCUUUGACAUCGAGUUGCCUUACGAGUUAGCCCUGAAGAUUUUCCAGUAUCUCAACUGCGCUGAACUCGGCCGCUGUGCCCAGGUGAGCAGGGUGUGGAGAGUCCUUGCAGAGGAUGAUGUUCUGUGGUUCAGGAUGUGCCAGAGGGAGGGGUACUAUCAGAAUUUCAAGGUGUCCGACUCCCCCUGCUGGAAGAGCACCCUGCGGGACUGCAGGAACUCUGCUAAAACUGUUCGCUCCAACUGGAAGAAUCGAGUGGGCUCCAUCAGACAGCUGCAGUUUGAGCUGGGGAAGGUGUUGUGUGACGUCAGCUCCUGUGACAGCUUUGUUUUGGCUGGGUACACGUCGGGUGAUGUGAGGCUUUGGGACACGCUGCAUUGGGACUCGUCAGCCUCUUACCUCAAAACUAACAGUCUGUCAGCUAACACCAGCCCCAGACCACAUGUUAGUCAUGUCCAGGUCAACAACACGGUGGCUGCUGCUGCGUAUGAAGAUGGUUGCAUAGACCUGUGGAGCACAGAGACAGGUGGGGCACCCAUCCAUCACUACCAGAGGCCAGGGAGAGUCCAGGCUUUGGCUCUGAGUCCAGACUGUCCUGUCCUGGUGUCCGCCAGCGGAUCAGACAUUCGGCUCGACAGUGCCAACGACUGCGGCUACUGGAAGACCGUCUGCCAGACUCAACUACCCAAAACUGUCGAGAGCCUUAUUUUGGUUCCAGACAGAGCAGAUCAGUCACCACUGGUGGUUCUAGCAGCAGGAGAAGACGUCUGUUUGUUGAACCCUCGAGAGGAGCAGCCACAGACGCUCCACUCCGUUUACGGUCAUCCCGUUACCUGCCUGGACGCCUCCAACUCUCUUGCUGCUUUCGGGGUGAAGCGCACAGGCUGGGCCAUGCAUGAUGGAGGCAACAAGAUUCAUGUUUACAGCCUGGAGACGAGCAAACCAACGAUUUGUGUCGGCAGCUCGCCGGGAGAUUUCACCUGCCUCAACCUGAGAGACAGCCCCCCUCAUCUGCUGGUGUGUGGGAACAGAGACAGAAGAGUGAGGGUGUUCGACCUGCGAACCGGCUCCUCCGUGUUGUCCCUGUACGCCCACCACCUGGGCGUCACCUCAGUUCAGGUGGACGACUGGAAGAUAGUGAGCGGCGGAGGCGAGGGACUGGUGUGUGUGUGGGAGACCAGGAUGGGAGCUAAGCUGUGGGAAAUGCACAACAGGCAUCCUGUAAGACAUGUCCGCUUCAACACCAGCACGCUGCUAACAGCCAACAUCCCCGAUGACAAGUCGCCACGAGGAGCCUGCAUCACAGAUGAUGACCUCACAGCUCAUCGCAGACACAGAGGAGUCAUCUGCCAUUACGACUUUUCAGAGGACACGCUGUCACAGGAUCAUGUCUUACCCAUCUGCAGGUCUGACUACACCGAAUCAUACGGCUACAACUACAACAUUAACCUGGCGAUGCCCUACGACAGGCUGGCUGGCUCACAUCCAUCUCACUGAUGUGCAGUUUUCAACAGAGCAAAUAUAACCCUGAUUAGGUAACUGAACGGACACAAUGAACAGUUAGAUUCUUCAUAUGCCUAUUUUUUUGUUUCUUUUUAUUAUUCUUGUCAAAAUAAGGCUUUUAAAUGUUUAAGUGCUUAAAUGUAGCCCAAAGUGUUGAACUCCCUAAGAUCCCACACUUGUACAACUUUACUGUCUUUAUUUUAAAAUAUGUUUUACACCCAAAAUUGACA
This is a messenger RNA of Nematolebias whitei (Rio pearlfish), 2153 nucleotides long. RefSeq names its product F-box and WD repeat domain containing 8 (gene fbxw8). The record is from RefSeq and is a predicted model, not a curated record. Gene Ontology annotation, molecular function: protein binding. Bases 1 to 1917 code for a protein of 638 amino acids. Gene Ontology annotation, cellular component: preribosome, large subunit precursor. The transcript is spliced from 11 exons. Lineage: Eukaryota; Metazoa; Chordata; Actinopteri; Cyprinodontiformes; Rivulidae.